Molecule: messenger RNA, 219 nt
Organism: Saccharomyces kudriavzevii IFO 1802
Lineage: Eukaryota; Fungi; Ascomycota; Saccharomycetes; Saccharomycetales; Saccharomycetaceae
Exons: 1
Coding region: 1-219 (72 amino acids)
Source: RefSeq, a predicted model, not a curated record
AUGAACAAGCCUAUCAGAGAAGGCCUCGACAUUGAUGAUGAGGCCAAAGAUCCAAAUUCAGUUUUGAACUUCUGGAAGGAGGCUUUGAUAUUUAGAAAGGCCCACGAGGAUAUUACGUCUACGGCUAUGAUUUCGAGUUUAUCGACUUGGGCGAUGACAAGCUAUCCAGUUUCGCAAAGAAGUACGGCAAUGAGGCAUUGCUUGCUGCUUUGGACUUGA